CCAGAGGAACUUGCCAUGAAAAAAUGAGACACACAAACUCUGAGAAUUACCUUGCCUGCCACUGCCAUGGCCAAGCUCCCCGUGCCCCUCUCCUGGAAGCGACUGCUCACGCUUCUCAAAGCCGAGAAGGAUUCCCUGUCCGCACUCUCCCUGUUCGAUUCCGCGACCCGACAUCCGGGUUACACCCACUCUACCCACGUAUUCGAACAUAUCCUUCGUCGACUCAUCGAUUCAAGACUCGUCGUCCACGUAUCUCGGAUCGUUGAACUCAUAAAAACGCAGAAAUGCCAAUGCACAGAAGAUGUUGCUUUAAUAGUUAUCAAAGCUUAUACAAAGAACAAAAUGGUAGAUAAAGCUUUAGAUACUUUUCAACAAAUGGAGGAUAUUUUUGGUUGUAAGCCUGGAAUAAGGUCGUAUAAUUCUUUGUUAAAUGCUUUUAUUGAGUUCAAUCAGUGGGAUAAGGCCGAGUCUUUUUUCGCUUAUUUUGAAACCAUGGGUAUAUUGCCAAAUUUGCAGACUUAUAAUAUUUUGCUUAAGAUUUCGUGUAGAAAGAAGCAAUUUAACAAGGCGAAACAGUUGUUGGAUUGUAUGUGGGGAGGAGAUUUUAAGCCUGACGUGUAUAGUUAUGCUACUGUCAUUAGUGGGAUGGUGAAAGGUGGGGAUUUGUCAUUUGCGUUGGAGGUGUUUGAUGAAAUGUUUGAAAGACGAGUGAUACCUGAUGUAAGGUGUUAUAAUAUAAUGAUUGAUGGUUUUUUAAAGAAAACGAAUUAUCAUAAGGCUAAAGAAAUUUGGAAGAGGUUAUUGGAGGCGCCUUCGGUUUAUCCAAAUAUAGUUACUUAUAACAUUAUGAUAAGUGGGCUGUGCAAGUGUGGGAGGUUUGAUGAGAGUUUGGAAAUGUGGGAAAGAAUGAAAAAGAAUGAACGUGAAAAGGAUAUGUUUACAUACAGUAGUUUGAUACACGGGUUAUGUAAAGUAGGGAACAUUGACGGGGCUGUAAGAGUUUAUAAAGAGAUGGUUGAAAGUGGUGUAGUUAUUGAUGUUGUUACUUAUAAUGCAAUGCUUGAUGGGUUUUGUAAAGCAGGGAAGAUUAAGGAGAGUUUUGAAUUGUGGGCGGUGAUGGAUAAGGAAAAUUGUCAGAAUAUUGUUAGUUAUAACAUAUUGAUCAAAGGGUUGUUUGAGAAUGGAAAGGUGGAAGAAGCAAUUUUCAUUUGGGAAAUAUUAUGUAAGAAUGAUGGUGGAUCUGAUUCCACGACUUAUGGUGUUCUAAUUAAUGGUUUGUGCAAGAAUGGACGUGUAAAUAAGGCUUUGAAGAUAUUGAAAGAGGCUGAAGAUGGAUGUGCUGAGUUGGAUGCUUUUGCAUAUUCUUCAGUGGUUGAUGGUUUGUGCAAAGACAGGAGACUAGAUGAAGCAAUCAACAUGGUGUUUCGGAUGGAAAAACAUGGCUAUAAGCUGGAUCCUUAUGUUUGCAAUCCACUGCUUUUUGGAUUUGUUGGAGCUUCCAAACUCGGGGAGGCAAUAAGCUUUUUGAGGGAAAUGGAGCGUCAGGGUUGCUCUCCUACUAUUGUCUCUUAUAACACACUUAUAAAUGGUUUAUGCAAAGCAGAAAGAUUCGGUGAGGCAUAUUCUUUUGUUAAGGAGAUGCUAGAGAAAGAGUUGAAGCCAGAUGUAAUCACAUGUAGCUUGUUGCUGGAUGGCCUUUGUCAAGUAAAGAAGAUUGACAUGGCCCUCAACUUGUGGCAACAAGCUCUUGAAAAAGGUAUUAAGCCUGAUGUGACCAUGCACAAUAUUCUGAUGCAUGGGCUUUGCUCUGCAGGCAAAAUUGAAGAUGCUUUGCAGCUUUAUUCAACUAUGAAGCGAUCAAACUGUGUUCCCAAUCUUGUCACUCACAAUACCCUCAUGGAGGGGCUGUAUAAAGCCAGUGACUGUGAAAAGGCAUUACAGAUUUGGCAAAGUAUUUUAGAUGCUGGCCUACGGCCAGAUAUUAUCUCAUAUAAUAUCACUCUUAAGGGACUUUGCUCUUGCAAUAGAAUAACAGAUGCCAUCAGCUUUUUAAAUGAUGCUUUGAAUCGGGGAAUAGUUCCUACUGCUAUUACAUGGAAUAUCCUUGUCAGAGCUGCAGUUAAUUGUGGGACUUCUUGAUUUGUUAGAGUUUAAAAUACCAGGAAGUCCUGCAACUCCUAGUGAGGAGAUGCUAAGCUACCAUGAAGUCCUGGAUUCAAGUAAAUGGACUCUCUUAUGGGAUCACUCUGAAUGGACGAGAAAUAAAAGAAAGAAGAAGGGCAUUUCAAUCCAAGAGACGCAUCAGCAGUUGAAGGCAAAGAAAGAGGAAGAGAAAGAAGUGGGAAUAUCCGGAAUCAGCAGUUAGUUGAAUUCCCGGUACAAGAGUUCUCGUAUCUGAUCAACCAGUAACCGGUGUGGGAGU
Jatropha curcas is the source of this 2422-nucleotide messenger RNA. The record is from RefSeq and is a predicted model, not a curated record. NCBI's taxonomy places the organism in Eukaryota, Viridiplantae, Streptophyta, Magnoliopsida, Malpighiales, Euphorbiaceae.